AUGGCCCAUAAGAGCGGAUUCGAAGCUCUCAGUAGAACAUUAAAAGACAUAAGAGAAAACAAUAGCUUGAUGGGAGGGGUCACUGUGCUGUUAGUUGGAGAUUUUCGGCAAACGUUACCCGUCAUACCUAGGGGUACACGGCCAGAUGAAGAAAAAGCAUGCUUAAAGACUUCAUAUUUGUGGCCACAUAUCCGGAAACUUGCACUCCAAUACAAUAUGAGAGUCCAUUUAAGUGGUGAUACAUCCGCUGGGCUUUUCGCUGAAGUGCUACUAAAAAUAGGUGAUGGAAAUUACCCUCCACUGGAAGUAACAUCAAAAAAGAAGCCCACAGAAUGGUUGUGCGAACGUGCUAUCUUAACUCCGAGAAACGAUAAAGCAGCCGCAGUUAAUGAUAUUCUAUUAAAAGCCUUCGAAGCUCAAGAUCCUGAAUACAGGUCUUUUGAUUCAGUGAUCCAAACGGACGACGCCGUCCCCUAUCUGACAGAAUUUCUUAAUACUCUGAAUCCUCUUGGUCUGCCAUCACAUAAACUCAUUCUUAAAGUCGGAGCAUCUGUAAUGUUAUUAAGAAAUCUUAAUCCACCAAAAUUAUGCAAUGGUACGAGACUACAAGUAAAUGCUUUGCAUAAGAACAUUGUAGAAGCUACAGUGAUCACUGGAUGUGCUCGGGGAGACAGUUUUUAUCCCAAGAAUACUAUUAACACCAUCAGAAUAUCUGUUCGAAUUUAA
Molecule: messenger RNA, 726 nt
Organism: Centruroides sculpturatus (bark scorpion)
Lineage: Eukaryota; Metazoa; Arthropoda; Arachnida; Scorpiones; Buthidae
Exons: 2
Coding region: 1-726 (241 amino acids)
Biological process (GO): telomere maintenance; DNA repair
Molecular function (GO): DNA helicase activity
Source: RefSeq, a predicted model, not a curated record